UCUCAAAUGGCGAACAAGCCUCAGCCAGUUCAGGUACUAUACUGUGGAGUCUGCGGGUUACCAGCAGAGUACUGUGAGUUCGGACCCGACUUUGAGAAAUGCAAACCCUGGCUGAUUCAAAAUGCACCCGAUCUCUACCCUGAUUUCCUCAAAGAAUCAAGUGGAACAGAGACAGAAAAAGUCUCUGAUAAGCUUCAGUCGACUUCAAUCUCUGAAGGUUCUUCAACAUCUAAACCAGAAGAAGUCAAACGUCUUCCUGGUGGAAAGAUAAAAAAAGAGGACAAGCAAGAAAUUAUUAUUGAAAAGGAGACACGGAACAAGCGGAAAAGUAUCACAACUAUCAAAGGCCUUGAACUCUUUGGUGUUAAACUAAGUGAUGCUUCCAAAAAGCUUGGUAAAAACUUUGCUACUGGAGCUUCCUUGGUGAAGGUUUUGUUAGGGCCAACUGAGAAGGAGCAGAUUGACGUUCAAGGAGACAUAGCUUAUGACAUUGUGGAAUUUAUUACAAAAACCUGGCCCGAUGUUCCAGAAUCUGCAAUAUUCUUUAUAGAAGAUGGGAAAAAGGUUCCUGCGGCAUAAACUUAGGACUCUUUAUUCCUGCUUGCAGCAAGGUGUUUUAUUAGGUCAAUGCUCAUAUCAAUACGAUUAAAUUUUUGAGUGAGAAUUUGUAUUGGAGCUAUUGAUGCUCCUAUCCCGUCCAACCCUUUUCCCUACAGUUACUAAGGGAACCCAAA
Molecule: messenger RNA, 734 nt
Organism: Solanum verrucosum
Lineage: Eukaryota; Viridiplantae; Streptophyta; Magnoliopsida; Solanales; Solanaceae
Exons: 7
Coding region: 7-579 (190 amino acids)
Biological process (GO): formation of translation preinitiation complex; translation reinitiation
Molecular function (GO): translation initiation factor activity; mRNA binding
Source: RefSeq, a predicted model, not a curated record